Molecule: messenger RNA, 549 nt
Organism: Williopsis jadinii
Lineage: Eukaryota; Fungi; Ascomycota; Saccharomycetes; Phaffomycetales; Wickerhamomycetaceae
Exons: 2
Coding region: 1-549 (182 amino acids)
Source: RefSeq, a predicted model, not a curated record
AUGACCAUUGAAGAAUCCGUCGACGUCUUGAACGAUGUUAACGAAUACGAGUUCUUCCUGACGCAGGUUUGGGAUGAACCGUUCCCGGAAGAGUUGGCACAGACGUGGAUAUCGUGUGGAGGUGAGAACUACAAAAGCAAUGGCUUUUGUAUGCUGGGACCGGACGUUGGCCUGUUGAGCCUGGGCGAAUCGCUAGACAUCUGGAGCAGACUCCCGAGUUGCGUCGCAAAGGACUACCUACCGUUUGCUACGGUGGUGUCGAACCACCCGUAUUUCACACAGGUCUGGAUUGGACUGAACGGCAGGUCCCGUGAGUGUGCGCUGGUCUUGGACGGCGAAACCACCAUCCCAUUGGCGAACUCUUUGGCAAACUUGCUUUCAACCAUCAUAAAGUGUAUUCAGGCCGAGGUUUAUGCGACUGUUUCAUUGGGCGAACUCGGUUACAAGGGACCAGAGAGAGAAGUCCCACUGCUGCCUGCGUUCUUGUCUGAAAUUGCAGAGUCAUACUCUAGAGAACAGAGCAUCUUGCAGUCCAUGAAUGAUAUGUGA